GCGUCAGCUCAGUGUUCACUUUCAGGAAGAAGAUCGACUUCGACUCCGUGCUUGCGAUCGCGAGAUCAAGCGUGCGCGCCGUAGGCCAUACCAGCACCGUCUGGAAGCUCGCCUUUCAGAUCGGGGCGCGCUAUCACGGGGUGCGGAGACGCCGGUUUAACCUGAUCCCAACUUACGCCCCGACGUUGCAAGAGCGGCAGGACACGCUGGAGUCCGACGCUAAGGGGGGGGGCUUCUCUGCUGUUCGCCUACGCGGACCAGGCAUUCCUCGCAGCGUGGCUUUGGCCUCGAGAGAGAUUGAUGACCCAGAUGGGGAGUGGAAGGAUCUGCGAGGGCGACCUGGAUCGGCCGCCUACGACGACUGGACGAACACGCUGCAGCGUCUUGAGAAGGCGGCCAGGCGCAGGUACUCCCCCCCGCACUCCGCCCCCAGCGAGGUGUGGCUCAUGGCGAUGAGGGCUGCUACUCGAGAAGCGCGAGGCGAACCAGCUGAUGAAGACCCUCUCGAGCGACGGCAGCGAGUUCAGGUCCCUUGUCCACGACUGGCUGAGCGCAUCUUUGAGAUUCAGAGGCAGAUUCGGAAUACGUGUCGCACUCCCUACCAGUGGCACUGGUCCAAAACGUUCCAGUUGAGCAAGGGCAAUGGCAAGAGAGGCGCCAAGGCGAUGAGACUCAUACACUGCUACUGCCCGUUCGGCAAGGCUUGGUACAGAGGCAUUUUUGUUCGACAUGAGCGCCCGCGACUUCCAUUACACGCACAUGGAUAUGCAGCGCACAGGUCGAGGCAGAACGCGCAGUUGGUUGCUAAACCUCACUCUUGGAGAUUACGAAAGAAGCUCGUCUCCCACUUGCAGAUCAAAAAAGACAUGAGCAACGCGUUCCCUUCGACAGAUCACGACAUGCUGGAGCAGGUGAUUGGGGAAGUGAUUCCCGACAUGCAGGACCAACUCUUCUUGCAGCAGAGGCAUCGUGAGGCGGUCAUCGAGGUUGAGGCAGGCGAUGAGAAGGGCUUCUUCCAACCCUCCCACGGCUCGGGCAUGGGCGACGGCAGCGCGUGCGAGCUGUUCGUGCGGUCGUUCGUCAAGCCGCUGGAGGCGUGGAACCAGAUCCUCUUGCAGGGCACCCAGGCCACCUUGGAUACAGCGAGCGGCGGCUCCGUGCCGAUGAUGGAGGCGGCGGCGCUGAUUGACUCGCCCAUCCACUCUGAGCAGAUCGACAUUUCCAUGCGCGACUACGCCGAUGACGUAUCGCAGACCCUGCCGCUGCCGAAUGGCAACCCCGUCCACGCAGCGGAGAGGGCAAAACUGUCGUCUCGUAUCUUGUCAGAUCAGCUCGAGGAGAUAGGAGGGUUUACUCAGAAUGUGGACAAGGAGAUCAUCCUCCCAGUUUUUGUGGGCCCAGGAGGAUACACGGCCACGAGGGCCGCGCUCUCAGGACUCGUCCAGUUCCCAGGGCAAACUCGGGCUGAAACCGUCUACCUCGGAGGGCUUGAACAUCUGACGGGCGGUUCGGGGGCUGAAGUUAAACUACGUGUCGACGCUGCGCGCUCUGCCUGGACCAAGCUCGGGAGGUUCUGGAACCAGCACUCGUCUUUGAAGCUUAAGAGGAUGGCUUUCUUGGGAAUUAUCCACAGCGCGGCCUACUCGGGCCUCGAGGUCUAUAUCCUAGGUAAGAAGGACUAUGCCAAGCUUGACUCGGUGAUCUUGGGAUUCGCGAAGGUGGCGAUGAGGGGCGUUGCCAAGAGAGUAGGGCCAGAGGGAGAUAGGAUUCGGACACCUUCGGCGAGAGUCAUUCACAAGUGGUUGCGCAUCGCUGGCUCGAGGACUGAGCUCUUGAUCAGACGCCUCGGCUACUGGCAGCGCCUUGCAGUGUACCCCGCCGAUUCGGUUCAGGUCGUUGCGGCGCUCUUCGGGCACUUCUCUUCGCUGGGCGAGUCUCCGACGUUCACCCCCGAUGGUUGGAUUCGGUCUGGCGCUAAUCCGUGGGCCCUCCAGCUCCAGCAGGAUAUCAAGCUCCUCUCGGUCAUCCCCCCUGGGCACCAGUUCCUGGCGAGAGGCUAUUCGAUUCGGGACAUCUUCACGAACUACCGUGUUGCGUGCCACUUCAGGAGCGUGAGUCUCAAGGGUUUUCGGAAGGCCUAUUGGGAGCAGGAACAUGAAG
Prorocentrum cordatum is the source of this 2160-nucleotide messenger RNA. The record is from the annotation of a GenBank genome assembly. Lineage: Eukaryota; Dinophyceae; Prorocentrales; Prorocentraceae.